Toxorhynchites rutilus septentrionalis is the source of this 3539-nucleotide messenger RNA. RefSeq names its product insulin-degrading enzyme (gene Ide). The transcript has 8 exons. NCBI's taxonomy places the organism in Eukaryota, Metazoa, Arthropoda, Insecta, Diptera, Culicidae. The coding region runs from base 125 to 3280 and encodes 1051 amino acids. Gene Ontology annotation, molecular function: metal ion binding; metalloendopeptidase activity. Gene Ontology annotation, biological process: peptide catabolic process. Gene Ontology annotation, cellular component: cytosol; mitochondrion. The record is from RefSeq and is a predicted model, not a curated record.
UUCUCCUCGCUCACAAAUUGGGCGACCGUGAAUUUUCUGCGAAAUCUAAACAUUGCUGAACAAUUGUUCAAAAUUUAUAUUUCAUCCUGUUGUUCAACGAAAAAUAGAUUUCACUUUUCAUUUCAUGUAUAACCAACUUUGUCGCCGUGUCUCAUGGACCGUUCGUGAAGCAAAUCAUUUCAAAUUAAGAUCUUCAGUUUUCAUUCAAAUAAAAAGUAGAUUCGUACACAACACGGGUAGAUCCAACAUUGCCAACAAAACCGGAAUCGGCAGUAUUAUGGAAACGACACUGGCAAAUAAUGCACCCAUGCCAAAACUGGCGACUGUGACAGCUGGGAGUGAAAAACUAAGUAGGUUCGAUAACAUUACAAAAUCUCAGCAGGAUAGUCGAAACUAUCGCGGACUCCAACUACCGAACGGAUUAAAGGUGCUGUUAAUCUCUGAUCCUACAACCGACAAAUCGGCAGCUGCGCUAUCGGUCGAAGUUGGUCACCUUAGCGAUCCCGAAGAGAUUCCCGGAUUGGCUCACUUUUGCGAGCAUAUGUUGUUUCUCGGAACGAAAAAGUUCGUCAACGAGAAUGAUUAUACAUCCUUUCUGUCGGAGAACGGAGGGAGCUCAAACGCGGCGACCUAUGCCGAUACUACCAAGUAUUAUUUUGAUGUGGUCCCGGAAAAACUUUCGGAAGCUCUGGAUCGUUUCUCGCAGUUUUUCAUAGCCCCACUCUUCACUGAGUCGGCCACCGAAAGGGAAAUCAAUGCUGUUAAUUCUGAGCAUGAGAAGAAUCUUUCGAUGGAUGUGUGGCGAAUAAGACAAGUGAAUAAAUCACUUUGUGAUCCGAAGCAUCCGUAUAAUAAGUUCGGAACUGGGAAUAAGAAAACGCUCUCUGAAGAUCCCAAAGUUCAGAAUAUCAACAUAAGAGAAGAGCUGAUUAAGUUUCAUUCGAAGUGGUAUUCAGCGAAUAUUAUGAGUUUGGCCGUGUUUGGUAGAGAAUCGCUAGAUGAAUUGGAAGCUAUUGUGGUGCAGAUGUUUUCUGAUAUUGAAAACAAAGAUAUAACAUCUCCCACUUGGAAUCAACUACCUUUCAGAGAAGAACAUCUUGCUACAAAAACGAUGGUAGUACCAGUAAAAGAUACACGUUCGCUAACGAUCACGUUCCAAACCGAGGAUCUCGAAAAGCACUACAAAUCUGGACCGGACCACUAUGUUAGUCAUUUGAUCGGCCAUGAAGGUGUAGGGAGUAUCCUGUCUGAGUUGAAGGCAAAGGGUUGGUGCAACAAUCUGGUGAGCGGAUACAGCACAAUUGGACGGGGUUUCGGCUUCUUUGAAGUCAUGGUUGACCUCACGCAGGACGGGUUUGAACACAUUGACGACAUAGUGAAAGUUAUAUUCCAAUAUGUAAACUUACUACGGGAGAAAGGCCCCCAGAAAUGGAUCUUUGAAGAGUAUUGCAAUCUGUGUGAAAUGCAGUUCCGUUUCAAGGAUAAGGAAAACCCGCUGUCGCUAGUGUCGAAUGUUGUUCACGCGAUGCAGAGUUAUCCGUUGGAUCAAGUACUCUCGGCUCCGUAUCUCAUUUCCGAUUGGCGGCCUGAUCUGAUUGAGGAUCUGUGGAAUAAAUUCGAUCCGAAAAAUGCUAGAAUUACGAUAGUGGGGCAGAAGUGUGAAAAGAAAGCCCACUGCGAGGAAGAGUGGUACGGUACUAAAUACUCGAGUGAAAAAAUUCCCGGAGGCGUUUUGGAGCAUUGGGCUGAACCGGACCUGAACAACAAUCUACACCUACCUGCUCCGAAUCUAUUCAUACCGACCGACUUCGAGCUGAUGCCAGUGGAUAGCGAUAUUCAGAGCAUUCCGGUAAUCAUUCACAACACGCCAAUGAUGCGUGUUUGGUUCAAACAGGAUGUGGAGUUCCGUAAGCCUAAAACGUUGAUGAAUCUAGAUUUCUGCAGCCCCAUCGUGUACUCGGAUCCGCUCAAUUGUAAUCUGACGCACUUAUUCGUGCAACUAUUUAAAGACCAUCUGAAUGAGUAUCUGUAUGCGGCCGAUCUAGCGGGAUUGCGGCUUGUGGUUUCGAAUACAACGUAUGGCAUCAGCGUAUCCAUCGGAGGAUACAGCCAUAAACAGCACAUUCUAUUGGACAAAGUGCUAGAAGAUAUGUAUAACUUGAAGAUUGACGAGAAAAGGUUUGACAUUUUGAAGGAACAAUAUGUGAGGAAUUUGAAGAACUACAAUGCAGAACAACCAUACCAUCAUGCGGUUUACUAUCUUGCGCUCUUGCUUACCGAGCAGGCUUGGUCUAAGCAGGAGCUUAUCGAAGCUUCAGAAUUGGUUACCGUGGAAAGACUUCGAUCAUUCGUCGACGAGCUGUUGUCUCGAAUGCACGUCGAAUGUUUCAUCUACGGAAACGUCAACAAGGAAAAGGCAUUGCGCAUCUCCAAUGUGGUGGAAGAUAAGUUGAAAAACACAGAUGCCAGUAUAGCGCCACUUUUGGCUCGCCAGCUGAUGUUGAAAAGAGAAUUCAAGCUUAAUACAGGCGAAAACUGUCUGUUCGAAGCAACUAACGAUUGUCAUAAAAGCUCGUGCGCUGAACUAUAUCUGCAAUGUGGUAUGCAGAAUGAUCAGUCUAAUGUGUACGUGGAUUUGGUAACUCAAAUUUUGAGCGAACCAUGCUACAACCAAUUACGUACCAAGGAACAAUUGGGUUAUAUUGUAUUUUGUGGAUCGCGGAAAUCGAACGGAGUCCAAGGCAUACGCGUCAUUGUUCAAUCGGCAAAACAUCCGGCUUACGUAGAAGAAAGAAUAGAAAAAUUCUUGAAUCAAAUGAUAGAUCAUUUGGACAGUAUGACUGAUGAGGAGUUUAACCGGCACAAGGAAGCGUUAGCCUCUCAGAAACUUGAGAAACCCAAAAGAUUAUCAACCCAGUUCACAAAAUUUCUGAACGAAAUUUCACUCCAACAGUACCAUUUCAAUCGCGCGCAGGUAGAAGUAGCUUUCUUGCAGACGUUAACUAAGCAGCAGAUAAUCGAUUAUUACAAGGAAUAUAUCGUGUUAGGGGCUGCAUCACGGCGGUCGCUUUCGAUCCAUGUUGUAUCCACGGCUGAAGGAGGCUCUGGUUACAAGGAUGCACCCUCUGAGGUCACCGAGCGCACCACAGAUGAUGACUCUAGUAAAAAAGGUUUUAUACAAGUGCGUGAUCUUGCGAGCUUCAAAUCGACUCGAUCACUUUAUCCAUUGCUUCAACCUUAUAUUGACAUCAAGCCGAAAGGUAGUUUGUGUAAGUUAUAAGCUUUCACAAGAGACAAUGUACAGUAAAUGAAUGAUAUAGCUAUUUUUCCGAAUAGGAUGACCUUUUUUGUUCUAGUUGUACUUUGUAGAUACAAUUUUUUGUUAUUCAGUUAUAGUUUACGAAUAAUUAGUUUUUAAUAUUUUCAAAUUGACGAUCGAUUUAUUAUGUUCACACACAUACAUACUACAUGAAUGUAUUAAUAACUAGCACAGUACUUCUAUUCAACAUUAAAAGUUCAUAAAUAUAUCACCACUUCAA